Molecule: messenger RNA, 5604 nt
Organism: Drosophila innubila
Lineage: Eukaryota; Metazoa; Arthropoda; Insecta; Diptera; Drosophilidae
Gene: Nup214
Product: nuclear pore complex protein Nup214
Exons: 9
Coding region: 96-5312 (1738 amino acids)
Biological process (GO): protein import into nucleus; RNA export from nucleus
Cellular component (GO): nuclear pore
Molecular function (GO): structural constituent of nuclear pore; protein binding
Source: RefSeq, a predicted model, not a curated record
CCGAUUGUGCACAACGCGAAUUCGCAGAUUUUUCGUCGCGUCUGUGUAGCAGCAUUCCCAGCACGUGUUAAGGCCGCAACGAAGCGAUUGCGAAAAUGGCGCUAAAUGCUCCAAACUGCAAAGACACACAGGAUGUGCAGUUCAAGUUGCAUGACAAGUUCGUUGCCUUUCGGAAAUGCGGCGAUCUAAGGAGCAAUGUGAAAUUACUGGCGGUUUCCAGCAGUCGCGAUUUGCUUUUUGCCGGCAAUCCAACGGCGCCGGAAUUGAAAGUGAUCAUUAUCAAGGAUGUGGCCGCUGCCAGGACAAGUGGCAAGCAGCCGUUGGCGCGUCGUGUGGCAUUGCCUCAUGUUCCCAGCUAUAUGUCCUGCAGCGCCGAUGGCAAUCUAUUGGCCAUUAACUACACACAGGCGAACGGCACCAGUCUGCUGCUCAUCUAUGCAGUGCAAUCCUUUAUGACGCCCGAGGUCCGUGCUUUGUACAACAUAAGAUUGGCACCCGAGGACUUUGUGCAUGCCGUGCAAUUGCUCUGGAAUCCCGUGAUGCCCAACAGCUUGGCGGUCGUCCUCAGCAACGGCGGAUUGGCCAUGUAUGUGCUGAAGGAUGGCGGCAACUUUGAGCUGCACACGCUGGACAAGAGUCAGCAGGUGAAGUGUGGUUGCUGGUCACCCAAAGGCAAACAGCUCGUGCUGGGUUUUCCCAAUGGAAAAUUGCAGCAGUUCAAGCCGGAUCUGACCCCGGCCAAGACACUGAUGUGCCCGCCAAAUGUGCAUGAUGCACCCUUCGAUACGAUCGCUGUCCAUUGGCUGUCCACGUUCCAGUUUGCCGCCAUCUUUCUGCAGCACGGCGAGGAUUGCAAUCCGGCGUUGUAUAUCAUAAAUGCACCCAAGGUGGGAGCACCCACGUAUACAAACUACUAUGACAUUUGCUAUAGCCUGAAUGGACCGCGCAAUCAUCAGUUCCACUUCACGCAUGUGCAGCAGUGGAAUCUGCUCCUGGUCAGCUCGGCGAAUGGCGUGGAAGUGGGCGUGCUGGGCACCACGGAGGCGGGAGACACGCCCACCUGGCAGCAGUUGACGCUGCUGGACGAGGCGCGCAUUGAGCUGCCGCUGAGCGAGGAGACCCAAGAUGAGACCUUUCCCUUGGGCUUUGUCUACGACACAUCCACAACCCAUCAGCUGACCAUCAAUGAGCAGCUGUUGCCCAGCAUGCCCAUGGUGCAUGUCCUGGGCACCGAUGGCACCUUGCUCUCAUUCAAUUUCCUUAACCUGCAGCCAGGUGUUGCCUCCGUCUGCUCACCUCCGCCUCCGCUGGCAGAUACAUCCGGACAGUUUUGUGCCCUGGACAAGCUACUCGGCGCUGAGGAGCAGCAACAGGGCACAGCAGGAGCAGCGGCAUUGACAGCAGCGCCAGCAGCAAAUCCUGCUCUGUCUGACAUUUCCUUCGCCUUUACGGCCAACACGGUCACUUCGACUCCCGCUCCGACGAAGGACAAGCCGCCCUCAUUGUUUGCCGGCUUUGGCAAUGUUGCCAAUGCUGGCAUCAAGGCACCGCCGCCCACUUUUGCUGCUCCAAGUGUUUCCAGUGCUCCGCUUAACUUUGCCGCUGCAUCUAAAUCCAUGCCUGCUCCCAGCUUUGGCGGAUUUGCUGCUGCUACAACUGCUACAACAACUGCUCCACGAUUCAAUUUACCUGUGGCUAAUCCGGCACCGAACUUUGGACAGCUGGAGAAACCCGCUGCAGUUGCUCCUGCUCCUGCUACGAUGGCAUCGUCAGCUGCUCCCAUGAAGACCAACAAUAGCAAACCACUCUACACUGUGCCGCCCACCUUUACGCCAGUUGCAUCCGCUCCUGCUCCGGCUCCUGCUCCAGGAGCUGCUGCCAUGAAACCAUUAUCGAGUGCGGGCAAGAACACGGAGUUUAGUACCCGUGAAAUAGACGAUGUCAUUGCCGAGAUCAUGUGUGUCCAGAUCAAUGCGUUUAGUGAGCAAAUCGAGCAGCAGAAGCAACAAUCAAAGACGCUGCUUUCCCAGAUUGAAUCCCCCUCCACAAUUAAGUUCUAUGCCAAGCGUCUGGAUGAUCUGCAGGAGCUGAAUGACCAGGCCAAUGAUGUGGAAUUCGAACUUGACGUGCAGGGAUUGCGUCAUGCUCUGAGUGAAGCCUAUGCCAUGAUGGCCGAGUGCCGUGCCAAGUUGGAUGUCUAUAGGAAUCCAGACAUUACACGACUGAUGAGCUCCACGAGCUUUGAUGCAGCUGGACGACGUUUGCUGGCUCGUCUGCAGAGCUAUCUGGCGGCCAAUGAGGCGCAGCUGCGACUGGCUCAGCAGCACAUUGACACCCAGUGGGAGCAGUACCAGGAUGUGCUGCGUCGCAACUCCAAGUCGAAGAUGCAUAUGCCCUGCCUGGAGGGCAUCUAUCAGCGACUGACCCGACUGCAAAAUCUGGCCUCCGAUCAGCGCAUCAAACAGACGAGUAUCAAGGCCAAGUUAAAGGAACGCGGACUGUUGCAAUCCUCUUUAAUCAACCAGGAGAACAAUCGCAAUCGGAACAAUGAAGCCGUGGACACACUUGCCGACUCCAUACUCUCGAUGAGUCUUAAUCAAGCUGUGGAAACGAAUCGCGCCAAGCUGUCGAUGCACAAAUUGCAGAGUAUACGUCAACUGUUGCAGAACCACAAGAUACACAUCAUUAGUCCACAGCGUCCAGAUCGCGUAGGUCUCAAGUCGGAGGUCAUAUUAGAGACGAAACUCAAAGCAGAGCUCAACAAGAAGACGGCUGCAGCCAAUGUGAAGCCAACGACAGCGCAUAAAGCAACUCAGGCUGCAGCUGCAGCAGCUCCAACUGCUGUUACAGCAGCUGUUGUGGCCAACCAGAUGGCCAAGCCUACAGCCUCCAAGCCGACAACAACUAUGCCAACAACAGGAGGAGCAACAGCUGUUCCUGCUGCAUCUGCUGCUCCAGCGCCAUUUGGCUUCUUCCAGAGUAGCUCAUUUUCAAAGACUACAGCAGCAGUCGCUGCACCCACGACCACUUUAAGCGCUGUUGACGCCACCAAACCUGCAACAACAACCACGCCUGGCGGUGGCCCGUUUUCCUUUAGCUUUAGCCAGUUGGGUGGCAAUAAGUCAGCACUGUCCAUUGGUGGAUUAUCGUCGGCUCCAGCCGCAGCUUCGUCCAAUCUUUUCGCUGGCUUUGGCGCUGCUCCAAUGGAUGCAACAAAACCAAAACCAACAGCAGCAGCAACGGAGCAACCCAAGCAAGUGGAGGUCAAAAAGGAUGUGGAGAUCAAAGCAACAGCUGCUGAGCCAGCAACCAGCACCAUCAGCAGCACCACCAACACAGCAGCUCCUAAAACUGCUGCUGAGCCAGCCGGGAAGCCCUUUAGCUUUGCAGGCUUUGGCAGCAACGCUGGCACCACCAUUGGCAGCAGCUCCACAUUCAGUUUUGGUGGCUUCGGUUCAUCGCUGGGCAAUGCGGCAGCUUCGCCCAAAUCACCGAGUGUCACCACAGCUGUGGCAACAAAUGCUGCUGCUAUUGUUGCCACUACUGCAGCUGCCGCUAGCAACCAGGAGACGAUAAGCAGCUCCAACAGCACAGCUCCGCAGCCUGUGGCAAGUGCAGCAUUCAGCUUUGGCAAAGCUGCUGCACCACAGAGCGAGGCAAGCAACAGCGGCAGCAAGGAGGAGUCCAUUGACAAUCUCUUUGGCUCGGUUAACAUCUGUAAGCCGCAGGUGAAAGACAAUGUUGCAGAUGCGCCUCCGGCCAACAUCUUUAGCGGAUUUGGCAGCCCUUCUACGGCUGCUGCUGGCAGCUUUCAAUUGGGCGAUGCCUCGAAAGGAUUAUUUGGAGGCACUGCAGAUGGCGGCAGCAAGACAGCAGCAACAUUGGCCACAACUACAGCAGCAGCAGCAGUUGCCACAACACCAACAGCAGCAGUUGCCACAACACCAACAGCAGCAGUUGCCACAACAGCUGCUCCAACAGUUGCCACAACAGCUACUCCAACAGUUGCCACGACUUCUGCAACAGUUGUAGCUACAACUGCAGCAACAUUUGCUACUGCAACAGCAACAGCAGCGGCAACAGUUGCAGCACCCGCGGCAACAACAGCCACAACUGCAGCGCCAGGCAGCAGCUUCUCCUUCUCCAAUGCAUUCAGCAGCCUGAACACGGCCAGCUCUUCGCCAGCCGGCUCCUUGACAGCCACCAGCUCGGCAGCAUCCACAACUAGCAAUGCAUCCACUUCGAUCUUUGGCGGUGCCAACACAUUUGCACCUGCUGCAACAGUUGCCAGUCCGUUUCAGGCAGCUGCGGCAACAACAGCAGCUACCCCGCCCAGUGGCAAUAUAUUUGGCAAUGUGCCCAAGCCGGAGGCAAGUGUCUUUGGCGCCUCUCCUGCAGCUGCAGCACCACCACCCACUGGUCUCUUUGCCGCAGCUGCUGCCCAGAGCAGUCCUUCGCCUUUUGGUGGCAGUCCAGCAGCCGCUCCAGCUGCAACAGCCAGCUCCGGUGGCAACAUCUUUGGCCAGGCGGCAGCUGCCACAGCAGCGGUGAAACCCACCGGAUUUGGUUCCCAAGCAGCAUCGCCAGCACCAGCUGGUGGCUCCAUUUUCGGCGGUGGAACCAGCACUCCUACGCCUUUUGGUGGCACCUCCAUUUUUGGUGGCGGCAACAGCGCACAAAGUCCAACGGCAGCUGCUCCCACAGGCUCCAUUUUUGGCCAAAGCGUCUUUGGUGCGUCGGCUACAUCCAGCGGUGGUAAUUUAUUCAACAAUGCUAGCCCAGCACAGGCGCAACCAACGGCUUUUGGUAGUGGCUCCGUUUUUGGUGGCAUUGCUGCAAAUACAUCCUCGCCAGCUGCAUCUGGUGGUUCCAUCUUUGGUGGCGGCAGCGGCUUUGGUUCCUUUGCCCAGACAACUCCGGCAGCGGGCGGAUUUGGCAGCAGCUUUGCCCAGAACACUGGCGCUUCAGUGGCUCAAUCUGGAUUCGGUUCACCUCAGCAGCAGACGCAACAGUCGCCCGCCGGCGGCUUUGGAGCCAAGCCCGUCUUUGGCGGCAGUCCGGCCUUUGGGGCGAGUCCUACGUUUGGUGGAGGUCCAACAUUCGGCAGUCCCAAGGGAUUUGGCACCUUUGGCAACAGCCCGGGUGUAGUUGCUCCAGCUUUUGGUGGACAACCGAAGCCAGCGGAGGGCAACAUUUUUGAAACACUGGGCGGCACCGAUUCCGGUCUCUCCUUUGGAAAUCUGGCUCAAACUGGCAACUCUAAUACCCAAAAGUCCACAUUUGGCGGCUCUUCUUUUAUGAACUAUCGUUAAGCAUUUGUUUUUGUGUCUCCGUUAAGUGGAUUAAUGUAAAUUCAGUUUCAAAAUAAAUAUGAUUUAAAUCUUUAAAUAUACAUAUAUAAAUAUUUUCUCUUCGAAUCAUCGACCAAAGCGAUGUCGAUUUGGAAACUACGAAUGUGUUUUUUUACUUCCUUCACUUUAGUGAAUAAGCAUUUGUGGCUUAUUAAGUUAUUAUAAGACCCUGAGACGAAAUGAUAACACUUGACUUUUGAACAUACUUGUCAUCUUUAUUACCAAAUAAAUAUUACACACAGUUAAAUCAAAG